CUUUCAGAAGAGGAAGCAAGAAUUGGCAUAUGCAGCAUAUGAGAUGAAACAAGUAGGGGCUGCAACAGAAACUCCAAAAACAGAAUUUAAUUUCAUCCACAGUGAAGUCAUUCCAGAUCGCAAGAGCAAAUUCCAAGCUCACAUUGCCCAGGUCACCUCACUGGAACAGGUUGAACAGGCUCUUGCACAACUAAAGACAGACAGUAAAAUUGCCAAAGCAACAUAUAACAUGGUUGCCUACAGGAUUUAUGUCAAAGAGAAAAAGAGUUAUCUUGAAGAAGGUCGUGAUGACGGUGAGAAUGAAGCAGGCAGAAGGCUGUUGCACUUGUUACAAAUAUCUAAGGUAGAGGAUGCAGUUGUCAUAGUAACUCGCUGGCAUGGUGGUGUGCACAUUGGCCCAGACAGGUUCAAGCACAUUAAUGAAUGUGCAAAUGAAGUAAUCAAGAUUGCGACAGAGAAAGGAAUGAUUGCAACUACUGCUGUUGGGAGCUCUGAAUUAUCUGGGACCAAGAAGAAGAGCAAAGGAAAAGGAAAGAAAUAAAAAAAAACACACCUCAAAAACAAAAAAACAUUAACAGCAAGGGACAUCAGGAGAUGUCCACCAUUGCAUUUUACACUUAGUUAUAUUGCCAUAUACUGUAUAAUGAAAUGCAGGUACAGAUAUAUGAUGUGAUAAUUAUGAUACAACCUUUAUUUAGGUAUAAGUUUUAUUUAAACAUUAAAUAUAAAAACUCAAGUAACCCCGUCAGGACAUACCUCGCUAUUAAUUGAAGCCCUGAUGUUUACAUAUUGGGUACUUUCCAUUUUUCAGAUGUCAUAUAUCAUUCCUCUAUUAGUUAGGAAAUUCAAAUUUUCAAAUUCUAUCCAUUAUUCUAUGGAAAUUAUAAACCUCGAAAUGACUGAAAAAUAUUGACAAAAAAGACAUAUAUACCWAGCGGACUGGCUGACCAGUUCUGACCUAAAUUAAGACCUGUUGAUGAAAGCUGUUUUCUGGUUGGUUUAAAAUCAAACAUGGUGAUUAUUUUGUAAAGUAUUAGGAUUCAUUACUAAGGUAUGGAUUAAGGAAUCAUUUGUACCCUAUUUGUGUAUAAAUAUAUAAUUAAUAAGUUCUUGCAAAUUUUUAAAUCAAAUUAUCUUGUCUUUGUCGUGAUCAUACAUUUCUGGAUCUGUCCCAAAUCUAGUUUAAAUUUAAUUAAACAUUAGGUUAUAACAGUUUUAAUAGAAACACUUAGGUUUAAUUGAUAACUAUGUUACAGAGGCAACUAAAAAUAMCUCUGAGAUGGAUUGGCAUCUCAAUCAAACCAUCUCAAGGUUUUUGUGGUUAUUUUUGUUUGCCUUUGCAUAUAAGACAGAUUUGUACGAAAACUUAGACUUUUAUAGAAGAAGUAUAUUAAAUUCAAUAUGAA
Messenger RNA from Exaiptasia diaphana, 1406 nucleotides. Its product is annotated as protein IMPACT. Gene Ontology annotation, cellular component: cytoplasm. Lineage: Eukaryota; Metazoa; Cnidaria; Anthozoa; Actiniaria; Aiptasiidae. The record is from RefSeq and is a predicted model, not a curated record. Gene Ontology annotation, biological process: regulation of translational initiation.